ACGUCAUUCACGAGCAUGUCACCUUGCCACAUUACCUUUGAAGUAAAAGGAAUACCGCCACCAGGAGAAGUUUUGGCAAUAUGUGGCAGUUGCAGUUCUCUGGGGAGUUGGGAUCCCCAAUCUGCAGUAAUCCUACAGCCGGAGGAGGAGGCUGGUGAUGUUCUGCUAUGGAGAACUACAGUUCAACUUCCUAGAGGAGACGAUAUUGAAUAUCGAUACUUUCAAGGGACCUUUUUAGAACCGCUGAAAACCGGUGGUCCAUGCCAAGUCAUAAUUCACAAGUGGGAGACUCAUCUACCACCACGAUCAAUAACCCCAUUAGAGGAUAUUUCCGUUGAUGACGGGAACUUCGGAAUUGUUGAUGAAGUGGAAAGUGUCGAUUCCGGUUGGCUGACAUGUCAGACAGAAAUAAGACUACGUCUGCAUUUUUCUGAAAAGCCUCCUGUAUCUAUAACUAAGAGAAAAUUUAAAAAAUCCAGGUUUAGGGUGAAGCUCACCCUUGAAGGCUUGGAGGAGGAGGGUGAAGAUGAAGAGGAUGAUAGACUGUCACCUACAAUUCAAGAAAAAAUGCCAAACACGCUGGAGAUCUCACUAAUAAGUGACACUGAGUUCAAAUCUCGUCAUUCUCAGCCAGAAUGUGGUUAUGGUCUGCAGCCUGAUAGAUGGACAGAAUAUACUAUUCAGACCAUGGAACCGGACAAUUUGGAAUUAAUCUUUGACUUUUUUGAGGAAGACCUUAGUGAAGCAGUGAUUCAAGGAGACGCACUUCCAGGGCACGUGGGCUCUGCGUGUCUGUUAUCCUCCACUCUUGCAGAAUCGGGAAAGAGCUGUGGCAUUCUCACUCUUCCUAUUAUGAGCAGACUUUCACGAAAAACAAUUGGAAAAGUUAGAGUCGACUACAUAAUUAUUAAGCCAAUUCAAGGGUACUCCUGUGAUGUCAAAGCCUCAUAUGCCAAAUACUGGCGUGACAGAACGGGGUUAGAUGUUGGACACAGGGGCGCAGGAAACUCUACAACCACCACCAAGCUUGCUAAACUUCGAGAAAAUACCAUUGCUUCUUUGAAAAAUGCUGCUAGACAUGGAGCAGCCUUUGUGGAAUUUGAUGUACACCUUUCCAAGGAUCUCAUCCCUAUCAUAUAUCAUGAUCUUACUUGCUGUAUUGCUAUGAAAAAGAAAGAUGAAUCUGAGCCAGUGGAACUGUUCGAGAUUCCCGUAAAAGAGCUCACAUACGCCCAACUGCAGUUAUUAAAGCUGUUACACGUGACUGCAUUGAAAUCCAAAGAUAGCGAAGAAUCAUUUAAAGAAGACAAAAAUGCUCCUUCUGACACGCAGCCAUUCCCCUCCUUACAAAGUGUACUAGAAACCAUUCCUGAAGAAGUUGGCUUUAAUAUAGAAAUUAAAUGGAUCUGCCAGCAAAGGGAUGGUUUAUGGGAUGGCAAUCUUUCAACCUACUUUGACAUGAACCUCUAUCUAGACAUACUUUUGAAAACUGUUCUGCUCAAGGCUGGCCAAAGGAGGAUUAUAUUUUCUUCAUUUGAUGCCGAUAUAUGUACAAUGGUCAGACACAAACAAAAUAAAUAUCCCAUAUUGUUUCUAACUCAAGGAAAAUGUGAUACUUACCCAGAACUUAUGGAUCUCAGGAGCCGCACAACGUCUAUUGCCACGAGUUUUGCGCAGUUUGAAAAUCUGCUGGGGAUUAAUGCCCACACAGAGGAGUUGCUGCUCAAUCCAUCUUACGUUGCCGAAGCGAGGUCUAAAGGCUUAGUUGUCUUCUGCUGGGGCGACAAAACAAACGAGCUAGAGAACAGGAAGAAGUUGAGGGACUAUGGAGUUCAUGGUCUGGUAUAUGACAGGAUUUACGACUGGAUGCCUGAACAACCAAAUAUAUUCCAGACCGAGCAGCUAGAGCGGUUGAAGCAGGAGGUACCAGAGCUCAAAAGUUGCCUCUGUCCCACCGUGAGCCACUUUAGUUCUGUAGGUCUAUGUAAGUGUAGUAAUAGCAGCAUAAAAGCGAGGAUGUCGGAAAGUUCAAGCAGUUUUUAGCAAACUCCGUGCACAGAGGAACGCUGUUUGGUAUGUUCACCCAAUUCUUUCCACUGGACAAAGCUAGCAGUGCUUCACUGUUCUUGCAUCCAAACGAAGCAAUAACACAUGGUCCACUGUAGAAUAUGAAAAGCCGUUGCUCGAUUGUCGAAAGCCAUUGCUAGAAUGCUUGGUCAGUGUAAUUAUUAUUGGUUUACUCUACUCCUGUGUUUUGAACUGACCAGUUUAAUGUGGGAUCUGUGUACUGUAACAUACGCACCUGGUUUCUGAGCAAUCUGAAAUGCAAUAGUUGCCUAAGUUGCUAGGGUCUCAACUGCCAAAUAUCAUUGUUCAAUUGAUUUGGACUCCAAUACUGGUGGAGAAGACUGUACUGUAUCAGAUAAUAUUUGGCCUGGGGGGGAAAGGUACCUCAGGUGCGUGCAUUUGCACCGAUGCAUGCAUCUAUUCAGACAGGUGUGCCAUCACAUUGCAAAACUGCAAUUGUAGCUUCAUUCCCCACUCCACCCCCACCCCCACCCCCGUUGCCUUCAGGUUGCUGCUAUCUUGUCUUUUUAUUUUUUGCCAGAUACAAUGAUGAAUGGCAUAGCCUCUGCCUAGCAGCCUUCAGGUGAAUGGUACCCCUCCUUCACUGUUUUUGUAUCUAAAUUUUGCUGGCGCACAGAAUGUUGUCAAUCACUAUAAGCCAAAUUGCCAGUGUCUGACUAUAGGUUUAAAAUAUAUAUAUAGAUAUAUAUAUAUCAUUGUACUCAAAUGUUAAAGGCACAGAUGCACAAUACAAAAGCCAGUAAGUACUGCACAUGAAGCUCUAGGUGUUUGCAGCAGUCCUUGCACUCUUGUGGUGCUAUGUGGUGCAAGGGUAGUAAGGGCUGAAUAAAAAUGCUUAAAUCUUUGCUCUUGCAAAACCACAAUCCCUUUAUAUGUAGAUAGCUAAAUGAGGUUUUUAUCAUCUUUUUUUUCUGGCCACUAGCAGAUGUGUUAAAAAGAAAAGAAAGAAUGUUAGAUUUGAUUUUCAGAGUGUAAUAGGGUUGUAGUCUUUAACCUCUGGCUAAUGUACUGUGUAUAACUUAUUCGGAAAUUAUGAUAUAGAGUAUUUCGUCAAGUAUGUAUGUAUGUUUGCAUGUACUUAAAACCCAUACCUCUCUACAAUACCAGGUAAUUGAAGCUCAAGUAUCUGUAACUUUUUACUGAAGUGUUCAAGUGCAUAAUGAAAAUGGGGGGAUCCUUCUAUGGCAAAUCAACAAUUGAAAAUAGCUUGUAUAAUACGAAUCUUGUCACUGCUGUACAAAGCUGACUAUAUAAAAGUUCAAUAAAUGCAAAUAUAUGUACGUGGUUUUUGGUCUGUACUACUGAGUUGUUUGGUGGGCGUAGUUUGUCUUGAUUGCUUUGUAUUGAAAUUGCUUUUGUUGAAGAGCAGCAUUCAGGUCUCUGGGAAUGAUCUUAUUUUAAAAAUAAAAUGCAUUUUAUAUCUAAAUAUAA
This is a messenger RNA of Lacerta agilis (Sand lizard), 3519 nucleotides long. RefSeq names its product glycerophosphocholine phosphodiesterase 1 (gene GPCPD1). Gene Ontology annotation, molecular function: starch binding; glycerophosphocholine phosphodiesterase activity. Gene Ontology annotation, biological process: glycerophospholipid catabolic process. NCBI's taxonomy places the organism in Eukaryota, Metazoa, Chordata, Lepidosauria, Squamata, Lacertidae. Bases 16 to 2043 code for a protein of 675 amino acids. The record is from RefSeq and is a predicted model, not a curated record. The transcript has 19 exons.